CAUUCAAGGUAUAAAACUAUAAUACAAUACAGUGUUAUUGUUGCCUCUCAUGGGGAGUACAAAACCAGUAUUUGGUUUAACCCGAUAGUUGAAAAAUUCAAAAUGGCAGGUGCUUUCGGUUCGGCUGCUACGCCGUUUAUCGGUACUGUGGCCCUGCUAGCUGCUAUGAUUUUCCAUGUUUUGGCUUUUGCGGCACCUUACUGGUCUACAACAGAAAAUGAAGGGAAUUAUGGAUUAUGGAGACGAGCUCAAUGUCGAAUUGAAGGCUCAACUGACUGCUAUAGAUAUAAUAUGCACUGGUCUGUCGCAGAUUGGUUGAAUGCUGUACGAGGAUUAGAAUGUUUAACUAUUAUUUUCUGGUCUGUACCCUUAAUGAUUUUGCCAGUAUAUAUCUAUGUCGCCCUUGGUCUACACUAUAGAUGUUUGUUGGGAAGCUGUUGUUUAUCUGUCUUGGUAGGAAGUAUCUGUAACAUUAUUGGUGCUAUAAUCUAUGGUAUACAAAUUGCAACUGAUGAUGUAAUGCGACUUGGAUGGUGUCUUAUUAUUUGUAUAAUUGGUGGAGCUCUAGGAUUCGUCUCUUUCAUUAUUCUACUUAUUGCCACUUUAAACAGACCAGACUUCUCCAUUGACCGCCAUUAUCCAUCUGGAUUCUAUGUGGAUCCCGACAGGAACAGAUUAUAUGCUGUGGGAGUAAUCAAUGAUAACUUUGAAACGCUUAGUGUCAAAUCCGCACAGUCCAACCCACCUGCUGGAAUGGUCGUUGUUCCCCAGUAAAACACAUAUAUAUCAAACAUAGACUGAAUAUGCCAACGAUAACAAUGAUCGAAGUUCUUUAAUGCUUGUUAAGAAAGUCUUUAAUACAUAGUCCACUCUUUAAUCUUUCUGAUUAGAAUUAUUCAAUCCUGCUCACAUAUACGUAAUGUUAUUCAAGUUGGAGUUUCAGGAAGAUCUCUACUGCUGUCCACCUAAAUUUGUUCUUAUAUACAAUCGGGGGGGGGGGGGGGUUUAACGCGUGCGCGUUGUAUCGGAAGGUUUGUCAUUGAGUCAGGUAGCCUGGUUUCGAUUCCCCGCUUAUACGUGACAAAGAGUAAAGUCGUCUGUCCAACCUCAUUGAUUUUCUCUUGGUCCUCGGGUUUCCUACCACUUCUAAAGACCCAUAAGCGCAUGAGAAUUACUGAAAUAGAAUUGAAAAUAUGUUAGUCCCGAAAUGACCUAGUUUGUGUCGAGUGGACGUUAAACCCCAUUUCUCAUAGACCAUUAUUAAAAUUAGACUUUCAUUGAUAAGUUCACACAGUUGAAAUCCUUGUACAUGAACACACAAUGGGGGGUGGGGGGUAUGGUGUUGCUUCCAGUAAUUAUUAUUGGCUGAUGAUUACAGUUAACAAAUAAAACCAACAAUAUCUGGCAGGAUUUUGACAUAUUCUGAGCUGUGUCUAAGCCUGUAUUGGGACUUUAAUAUAAUUCAUGGUCUGGCCAAUUUUUCUUGCAGUAUAGGCAGGAUAUGACCUGGGGAUGUGGGGUGGAGUGGGUGUUAGCAAUCAACAAUUCAUACCAUGGAUAAUAAUUUGGACAGAAAAAAUUAUAUGGAUAGAUUAUGGAUGUCAAUCUAUGCCAAUAAUAAAUAAUGGUAGUCAAUUAUAUUAAAUGUGAUAAGCAAGAAUUCCAAAAAUAAAAAAAUAACGUGCUACAAGAGCUGUAUUUUUAUCAGAUUUGUGUUUUAUUAAUAAAAUACUCAUUAGUGAUCUUAAGCUUAUAACAAUAUCCUCGUGACAAAAUUUUCGAACUUUCAUUUUUAUACACAAGACUAAAAUAAAAACUCAAGAUAGAUUUUUUCUCAAAAUUUAACACUCAUUUCACAAAUGUAUAAUAUAUGUAUGUAGUACGUAAACUGUUCACAAAUAUACUUUAAUUAUUCUGCAGUGUAUAUAAUAGAUAUUUCUUAUAAAAUUAUACUUUUAUACAAUA
Patella vulgata (common limpet) is the source of this 1965-nucleotide messenger RNA. RefSeq lists its product as uncharacterized. The transcript is spliced from 3 exons. The record is from RefSeq and is a predicted model, not a curated record. The coding region runs from base 103 to 774 and encodes 223 amino acids. Lineage: Eukaryota; Metazoa; Mollusca; Gastropoda; Patellidae. Gene Ontology annotation, cellular component: membrane.